AACGCUAAAAUCAUCACUUUGCCUCCGUCUCUUGUACACACAGGCUGUAUUUUUCGGUCUCUCUCAGAUCUUUGAAUUAGUUUACUUCAAAACUUGUAACAAAAUUGUUCUAACUUUGAAACAUCAAGUUACAGUCCAUGAUGGAAACCACUAGUGAACUUACCAUGGACCCAGCUGAUAUACCAUCCACUGAAGCACAGCAUGUCAUAGACCAUGAUUACUACCCAGUACCCAGGUUCAAAACCGAACCAGAUAUACCUUAUCUACCCAGACUUCUACCACCGACAGUACUCUAUCAAACGCCCGGGAGACGGAGGCAACGUCAAGGUCGAGAUUACGGUCGAUGGACUGCGGUGAUAUGUAUGAAGACAACUGGGUACCAGCCGGCAGACAGUCGGUGGUAUUUGGCACGCCUUCCGGUGAGGUGACCUGGCGCAGGCGCUCAGGGGAGGAACGAGUUUCAGAAGACCAGGGUUUUAUCCAUCCUGGCAAGUCCUGCAUCAUAUCCAGUGGAGAAGCCAGGGCCCCGGGGGUCAGGAACAAAGCCUUGCAAGGUGGAAUUGAUAUGGUAUUGGGGGGUAGGGGGGAAUACAGGGAUUUUUGUACUAAUGCUAAUUAUCGUGGAUCAGUUCCUUUAAUCGCGGACAGGACCUUGGCCGAUGGUAUUAUAGACCAGUGUCAGGUACCUGGGGGAUAUACUGGUAGGGGAUGGGAACAAAGGGAAAAAUUUCACUCUGAUGAGCAGUCAGAGGCUGGCCUGCUGGAUGAACCUUUGACGGGAUAUCAGGGUGUGAGGAGUCGAGUUACUGUAGGGGCCAGUACAGAACGGCUCCUUGGUCCCCGUGAUACUCGUGUUGAUGCAGACUUCAAUGCUUUUUUACCUAGGAAUAGAGAUGUUGGAAGGCCAUUGUCUUCAAACAUGCCACUCGAACCUUUACAGUACCCAGUACAAACCCCAAUUAUGACAAGUAUGACUACUAAGCCAUCAAGCAACAUUAAACCACCCACUUACGAUGGUACUUCUGACCUUAGUUCUUAUUUGACACAGUUUGAAAUGACAAGUGACCUAAAUAAUUGGACCCGUGAUAAGAAGGCCCUCCAGUUAGCUGUGAGUCUACGUGGCAAUGCCACUGAAAUAUUAAAUGAUAUCCCCUUGCACAGAAGGAGAGACUAUGACCAUAUAGUAUCACAUCUAGUAGAACGGUUCCAGCCACAAAAUCAGAGAAAGUUACAUGUAGCUAAAUUAAGGGCACGCAUUCGAAAGCGCAACGAGUCUUUAGAUGACCUCGCCAAUGACAUAAAGAAACUAGUUAGACUAGCAUACCCAGAUCUAGACAUGAACUGUAGGGAAGAGAUGGCCCUUGAAGCUUUUGCAGAGGCCCUAAAUGACGACCAAUUACGCAGAGACCUGAUAGUAGGAGGCCCCAAAACAAUGUCUGAGGCCCUAAGAUUAGCAGUAGAAUCUGAAUUAAAUUAUACAAGACGAAGUUCUUAUUCCCGAAUGGUCCAAAAUGAACCAUUAGAUGGCAUAUUGCGGAGAGUAGAUGAAUUGGAGAGACGUUCAGAAACUCAAAUGUAUCAGAGAAUAGCCCAAAUUGAAAACGAACAGGGUAAGAAUGAAACCAGAAAUAACAGGUCAGAUAACCCUGGUAGCAGAAUACCACCACGGAAACCCAGAUCAGGUGUAUGCCAUCGUUGCGGACUACCAGGUCACUACAGAAGCAAUUGCCCUCAGUUAAAGGAUCCCAGGAAUCUUCCUUAUAACAAAUUCCACAACCCACAAUAUAGAGGUACCCAAGAGUAUAGAAAUCAAUACCAGAACAAAAGUAGUCGAGAUACUAGACCUCAGAAUCAGGGAAACGGUUAUUAG
Mercenaria mercenaria is the source of this 1870-nucleotide messenger RNA. RefSeq lists its product as uncharacterized. The record is from RefSeq and is a predicted model, not a curated record. Bases 344 to 1870 code for a protein of 508 amino acids. NCBI's taxonomy places the organism in Eukaryota, Metazoa, Mollusca, Bivalvia, Venerida, Veneridae. The transcript has 2 exons. Gene Ontology annotation, molecular function: nucleic acid binding; zinc ion binding.